UCUUACACAAAACAAGUCAUUACGUGGUUGUCUCCUGCAGAUAAGCAAUCACCUAAUCGGUAUUGUACAUUUCUGAUUAUUAGGUACAAAUGUUAAACAUGGUUGAUUGGAGGUCAUUCCUUCUCAUCUUAAUAUCUUUUGUAUAUGGAGGCUUGGGUGAUGUCCAAUUUCCAUGGAAGUUUCAUCCAACCGUUAACCCAGUUGUGAAAGAUGGAAAGCGGUCAGGCGAAUCAAUGUUGACGCCCUCGACCACUCUUGUGCCGCCUAAAAGACCACCUACAGGAACUGCUUUUCCCAUAAGCGCAAAUUCAGAUUGUGAAGAUACCCCAAGCGCCAACUGCCCGCUCUACAAUACUGCCAUCGUUUGUGAUUCUCAAGGAAUUUACUACCUGUGGGCACGAAAGAACUGUCGCUUACAUUGCGGAUUCUGUCAAACUUGCAAAGAUACUCUGAACUGUAGAGUUUACAAUGCGUCCAUGAUUUGUAUCACCAAUGGCAUUUAUUAUCCCUGGUCCCUUAAGCAUUGUCCAGCGUAUUGUGGAUAUUGCCAAGCUCCUACACGAAUCGUUCCCUGUAGCGAUAGACUGCCAAACUGUAAUGAGUAUCCUCCAGAUCUGUGUACAAACGAAAGCUAUCGCCUCUGGAGAGAGGACAACUGUAGAAAGUUCUGUGGAAUAUGUUCAGGUAUUGAUAGCGUUAUAGAUUACUCCUCCAUGGUUGGUUGAUCCGACAUUUUUUGGACCUGGCUCAGUGUU
Messenger RNA from Magallana angulata, 755 nucleotides. RefSeq lists its product as uncharacterized. The transcript has 8 exons. Bases 90 to 725 code for a protein of 211 amino acids. NCBI's taxonomy places the organism in Eukaryota, Metazoa, Mollusca, Bivalvia, Ostreida, Ostreidae. The record is from RefSeq and is a predicted model, not a curated record.